Cavia porcellus (domestic guinea pig) is the source of this 6491-nucleotide messenger RNA. It is a transcript of the gene Gpatch8, whose product is annotated as G-patch domain containing 8. The record is from RefSeq and is a predicted model, not a curated record. Gene Ontology annotation, cellular component: nucleus. Bases 148 to 4647 code for a protein of 1499 amino acids. The transcript has 8 exons. Lineage: Eukaryota; Metazoa; Chordata; Mammalia; Rodentia; Caviidae. Gene Ontology annotation, molecular function: nucleic acid binding.
CGCCUGCGCCCGCGGAGCUGUUCGUCAGGACGCGCCUGCUCGUUCUCGCCCAGGCCGCACACACGCCCGCGCGCCCGCGGGUGAGAAGGCGGCGUGCGACCCGGGGGGGGGCGGGGGCGGCGGAGCGGAGCGUAGAGAGGGUGCAAGAUGGCGGACCGCUUCUCGCGCUUCAACGAGGACCGCGACUUCCAGGGUAAUCACUUCGAUCAGUAUGAAGAAGGACACCUGGAAAUUGAGCAAGCAUCUCUCGACAAGCCUAUAGAAUCGGAUAAUAUUGGACAUCGCUUACUCCAGAAACAUGGGUGGAAGCUGGGCCAGGGAUUGGGAAAAUCUCUUCAGGGGAGAACCGACCCGAUCCCCAUCGUUGUCAAGUAUGACGUCAUGGGCAUGGGCCGCAUGGAGAUGGAGCUUGAUUAUGCUGAAGAUGCUACCGAACGGCGCCGUGUCCUAGAAGUGGAAAAGGAGGACACAGAAGAGCUUAGGCAGAAGUACAAGGAUUAUGUCGACAAAGAGAAGGCCAUCGCCAAGGCCUUGGAAGAUCUCCGAGCCAACUUCUACUGUGAGCUCUGUGACAAGCAGUAUCAGAAGCAUCAGGAGUUUGACAAUCACAUCAAUUCCUAUGACCACGCACACAAGCAGAGACUAAAAGAUCUCAAGCAGAGAGAGUUUGCCAGAAAUGUCUCUUCAAGGUCCCGAAAAGAUGAGAAGAAACAAGAGAAAGCACUCCGGCGGCUCCAUGAGUUGGCAGAGCUAAGAAAACAAGCAGAAUGCGCACCCGGGAGCGGCCCCAUGUUCCGACCAACCACAGUGGCUGUGGAUGAAGAAGCAGGAGAUGAGGACAAGGAUGAAUCGGCCACCAGCAGUGGUUCGGGGGCUGCCGCAGGGUGCAGCCUGGGCCCUGAGCUCUCCUCGGAGAAAGGAGGCCCCUUCACUGCAGUGCCAGGCACAAGCUCCACUGGGCCGGGCCAGGCUUCUGGACCAGCCUCCCAGGGCGUCAGUUUUGGCUUUAAGAACAACCUAGGGACCCCGUUGCAGAAACUGGGGGUGUCAUUUUCCUUUGCCAAGAAGGCACCAGUCAAACUCGAGUCCAUAGCUUCAGUUUUCAAGGACCACGCAGAAGAAGGAUCCUCUGAGGAAGGAACAAAGCCUGAUGAGAAGGGUUCUGACCAAGGGCUACAGAAGGUGGGGGACGCUGACUUGAGUGGGAGCACAGAGGGCAAAAAGGAUGACGAGGACCUGCAGGAUGGGGGGGCCCUCGCCUCCACACUGUCCAAGUUAAAACGGAUGCGGCGGGAGGAGGGCACUGGUACAGCAGAGCCUGAGUAUUACCACUACAUCCCACCGGCACACUGCAAGGUGAAGCCCCACUUCCCCUUCUUGCUCUUCAUGCGUGCCAGCGAGCAGAUGGAGGGUGAGGCCAACGCACACCCCAAGGGCACCCUGGACAGUAAGAAGAGUGGCUCCCCCAAGGCAAAGAGCUCUUCCAGGGUGGCCCCCAGCCAGGCAGCAGAGCAGGAUGCCAGCAACAGCCUUGAACCAGCCAAGGAACCAAAGGAAUCGAAGGAGAAGGAGGCCACCACAGAGGCUGAGCCCACUCUGCCCCGGGGCCGAGCUGAGGCCAGGAAGGCCCCUGCGGGGAACACAGGGGAACAGAGUGCAGGAGAGCAGGGUGCACCUGGGUCAUCCGAGGUGCAGCUGCGCGAGCCUGCACCUGCCAAAGAACCCCAUGCACCUGGCACUGGAACUUCAGGGAGGGACGUCCAGGAGGGCCCCCGGCUGCCAACUGGGCCCUUCUUCCCAGUGCUGAGCAAGGACGAGAGCACAGCCCUGCAGUGGCCGUCGGAGCUGCUCAUCUUCACCAGGGCAGAGCCCUCUGUGUCCUACAGCUGCAACCCUCUCUACUUUGACUUCAAGCUCUCCAGGAGCAAGGAUGCCAGGUCCAGAGGGGCAGAAAGAGCAAAGGAUGCUGCUGGCCCCUCCAGGGAUACCCUUCUGAGCACCGAGGCUGCUGGACAGAGCGGAGACAAGGACCUGGGACAGCCCCGGGCAGACGUGGGGCUGGCAGUGGCUGCUCCAGAAGGACCUGAGCCCGGGGGCAGCCAUGGCCCAGCACCCCAGGAUACAGUGCGGAGCCUGGGCAGCCGCAAGGAGCGCCCUGGGAGGGCACACCGGCACAAGAAAAAGAAGAAGCAUAAGAAGUCCAGCAAGCACAAGCGUAGGCACAAGGCCGACCCAGAAGAGAAGGGUUCUAGAACUGAGCCUGGAGAGAAGGCCAAGAAGCGCAAGAAACGGAAGCGCAAGAAGAAGUCCACGGGUGGGGCCGACUCGGAGCGGGGCCCCAAGCCUGAGCCCCCAGGCAGCGGCAGCCCCCCUCCACCUAGGCGGCGGAGGCAGGAGGAAUCCCAGCGGAGACCCCUGCCCUCCACUGAUGAGGGCAGUGGGGGCCAGCAGAACGCAGGUGGGGGCACACAGGAGCGCAGUGGGCGCAGACACCGGGGUGAGCCCCCCACCACCUCCUGCCAGCACCGGGCCAACACCCCAAGGACCAGCAACCCCCGCUGCCACAACCAGCCCAGCAGUGGGGAAGACGAGGAAAGUGAUGGUAUCUUGUCACACCGGCUGCACCAGGAGUCCCCAUCACAGUACAGCGAUGAGGAGGAGGAGGAGGAGGAUGACAGGGAGGAAGAAGAGGAAGAGGACUCUGGUAGUGCUCGCUCCCGCAGCCACUCAAGAGGGCACCGCCACUCCUCACACCGCUCCUCCCGCCGCUCCUACUCCAGCAGCUCAGCCGCAUCCUCAGACCAGAGCUGCUACAGCAGGCCCCGCAGCUACUCAGACGACAGCUACAGUGACUACAGUGACCACUCACGCAGACACCCAAAGCGUUCCCACGACUCAGACGACUCAGACUACACCAGCCCCAAGCACCGCUCCAAGCGCCGCAAGUAUUCAUCCUCUGAAGAAGAUGACUACAGCCUUAGCGGCAGCCAAUCCCACAGCCGGUCCCGCAGCCGGUCCCGGGAGCACUCAAGGUCUCGAUCCCUCAGCAGCAGUCAAAGCCGGAGCCAGCGGAGGAGUCGCAGCACCACCGCACACAGCUGGCAGCGCAGCCGCAGCUACAGCCGGGACCGAAGUCGCAGCACCCGCAGCCCCUCCCAGAGGUCCGGCUCCAGGAAAGGGUCGUGGGGUCACGAGAGCCCCAAGAACCGGCGAUCCGGCCGAAGGGACUUCAUUCGCUCCAAGAUCUAUCGCUCUCAGUCCCCCCACUACUUCCAGUCAGGCCGGGGUGAUGGUGUUGGGAAGAAAGAUGAUGGUCGAGGAGAUGACAGUAAAGGGACAGGCCCACCCCAGAACAGUAACACCAGCAUGGGAAGAGGUUCAGAAAGUGACUGUAGCCCUGCGGAUAAGAACUCUGUCACUGCAAAACUGCUUCUGGAGAAGGUGCAGUCCAGGAAAGGGGAGCGGAAACCCAGUGUGGGCGAGGAGGUGCUGGCCACCCCUAAUAAGGCUGGGCUUAAGCUCAAGGACCCACCACAAGGUUACUUUGGGCCCAAGCUCCCCCCUUCUCUAGGCAGCAAGCCUGUCCUUCCACUAAUAGGGAAGCUCCCAGCUACCCGAAAGCCCAACAGAAAAUGUGAGGAGUCUGGGGUAGAAAGAGGGGAAGAGCAAGACCAGUCAGAGACAGAAGAGGGGCUCCCUGGGAGUGGGCGCCAGUUCCCUACAGAAAACACUGCUGGUCCCUUAUUGGACCCACCCCCAGAAGAGCCCAAGUCCGAAGAAGCUACUGCUGACCACCCCGUGGCUCCACUGAGUACCCCAGCACACUCUGACUGCUACCCUGGGGACCCAGCUGGCCCCCAUAGCUACCUCCCUGACCCCAGCGAUGGGGACACCCUGGAGUCCCUGGAAAGCAGCAGCCAGCCAGGCCCUAUGGAUGCAGGCUUGCUGCCUGCAGCCCCCGACCUGGAGCACUUUGCAGGUUAUGCACCUCCCAGCGGGGAGCCCAGCAUCGAGUCAGCUGAGGGAGCAGAGGAUGCCUCCCUGGCUCCCCUGGAAAGCCAGCCCAUCACCUUCACACCUGAGGAGAUGGAGAAGUACAGCAAGCUCCAGCAGGCUGCGCAGCAGCACAUCCAGCAGCAGCUGCUGGCCAAGCAAGUGAAGGCCUUCCCAGCCUCAGCCACCCUGGCCCCCGCUGCCCCUGCUCUGCAGCCCAUCCACAUCCAGCAGCCAGCCACCGCCUCAGCCACCUCCAUCACCACGGUGCAGCACGCUAUCCUGCAGCACCACGCAGCCGCCGCUGCUGCUGCCAUUGGCAUCCACCCUCACGCCCACCCCCAGCCCCUGGCCCAGGUGCACCACAUCCCCCAGCCCCACCUGACACCCAUCUCCCUCUCCCACCUCACCCACUCCAUAAUCCCCGGCCACCCUGCCACCUUUCUCGCCAGUCACCCCAUCCACAUCAUUCCUGCCUCCGCCAUCCAUCCUGGGCCCUUUGCCUUCCACCCUGUCCCGCAUGCUGCCCUCUACCCCACCCUGCUUGCUCCUCGGCCUGCCACAGCAGCUGCCACCGCCCUGCACCUUCACCCACUGCUUCACCCCAUUUUCUCAGGGCAGGACCUGCAGCACCCCCCCAGCCAUGGCACAUGAGUUGGGAUGCGGGAGCCUCCCCAGCCAGGGCAGGUGCCCGAAACUUCCCACUGGUGUGCGCCGGGUCCAGAAGCCAGAGAACCAGGCUUCGGCUUGCAAGGCUGGGCUGGGAGUGAGGCUUGCUUUGGGUUUACUAUCAGGGACCCCCUUUUGUCCGUUCUCUUUGUCCUCCCUCUCCUUUGUUAACUAGGGAGCUCCUACCUGCUGCCUACCCUGGUGCAGGGACACCUCCAGGUCACCACCCACAUGUAGUUCCCACUUGCCUCUACUUUUUAUCCUGUGCUCCUUUCUAUGAACCUCAAGACAUUUUCCCAUUUCUGGCACCCAGAAGGUCACAGGUCCAUCCACUCCUGCUUCCCUGGUGCCCACUGCUUCCCCUGCAGUGAACACUCUGCCACCUCGAGGCCGUGUCUUCCACAUCCCUUGGUGACAUGUUGUCCAGGUGAGGCGGAAUAGAAAUAGGAUCUGGAGCCAGAUGUGGGCCACGUGGUCCACUUCUUGGCACUGCAGGCUUUGAGUUCCUCACCUGGAAGAGGCCUCCAAGAGCCCAUGAGAGAGGGUCCUUUCCUGACCUGGGCAGCACAGCCCUCAGUGGGGUGCUCCCCAGGGCAGGCACAUGUGUCCGGAGGGUGUAUCUUCUGUUGUGUUGAUGUUUCCUUCUUAAUUUAUAGAAUUUUUUAAUGUAAAAAUUGCACUGAACUCUAUAAACGUAAAUGCUGCUUUUUGUAGCUCAUAUAAAAAGGUUCAUAUUUGUAGUAUACUGCAAUAAUAUUUUUUACAUCCAGCUCUUUAAGUGAUCCUUGUUCUGGUGGCUUUGUGUAAAUAUAUUUGCCCUAGUUGAAUUAAGAAACUUUAAGGGUUAUAAAAUGAAAACAAAAUAAAAGUUUUUGUUUUCUGCUAGAUACAAAAAUGACUGAGCAUGCAUAUUUUAUCAAGCUCAUGUAUUCCUCCAAGUUAGGGCCAGUGCCGCACGGAGGCAGCUGGGGUGGGGCUGCAGCGCAGGCCCCGAAGCUGUGUGCUCCCCAAGCAGUGAGACCCAGGAGCUGACUGGAGCCCUGGAUUUCUGGACAGCCCCUCGGCCUUGUCAGUGCUUAGCUUCUGGCAGUUUCUCCCAUGUGCCUUCCAGGUUUUCUGGAACCUGAAGAGCAGCAGGCUGGAGGGGCAGAAUCUGUGGUUUCUGCCUCUUCACUUAGAAGCUGCACCGCUUAGAACAUACACUGUCUGCUUCUGCCAGCCAGGUUUCAGCAGUGCAGGCUGUUGUGAUGGAUGCUGACCGAGGGAUGCCUCUCCUGCUCUUCUGGCCCAAAGUUCUUGGGGUGCAGGUCCCAAGGUCUUUGAUAUGUCCCUGCCCAGUCCGGUGGCUAGAACUGAGUGGUGGGCUGGCAGGAGAAAGGAACUCCCUCUCCUGGGCCCAGUCUCUGUGUUCUGCCUUAUUCCCCAGAGUCUUCAGGGACGAGGUCUGCACCUGGAAGCUCUAGGUGCCUCCUGUGUGGUGCCACCUCUGUGCCUGGCUGCAUGGCACCCAGGACAGCCAGCACUGGAAGAGCAGAGCUACUGUCCUUUGGCCCAUGAGAUAAUAAAUAACGUGAUAUUAAUGUCUUUGUGCUGCUUCCCAUUCGCUUGCAGAUUGAGCCGGGCGUGCUCUGGCCACCUUGCUGCCUUCCCUGGGGGCAGUUUUAUUAAAUUUCCAGAAUAGUGAUUUUAAAACCUAGAAAGGAAAAAUAAAAUGACCAGGCCUUACUGACAAGCGUAACAUUGUAUUUAACUUGACCACCAUGUGAUAGCAGUACUUGCUGUAUAAUGAGAAGGCCCUUCCAAUAAACCAGCACACUGUGGCAAAGUAA